Alternaria hordeiaustralica is the source of this 1137-nucleotide messenger RNA. RefSeq lists its product as uncharacterized. Gene Ontology annotation, molecular function: dioxygenase activity. The transcript has 2 exons. Lineage: Eukaryota; Fungi; Ascomycota; Dothideomycetes; Pleosporales; Pleosporaceae. The record is from RefSeq and is a predicted model, not a curated record. The coding region runs from base 1 to 1137 and encodes 378 amino acids.
AUGCCAAACGUCGGUCAAGCGCCUCCCAUCCUAGACUUCUCAAAGUUCUACCAAAACGACCCAGCAUCCAAGAAGCAGCUUGUAGACGAAGUGCGAAACUGUUGCCUGCACAAUGGCUUCUUCCAGAUCACGGGUCACAACGUGCCGAUCGAGCUGCAGAACAGGAUGAUGGACUGGAAUAAAAAGUUCUUCGACCUACCACUGGAGGAGAAGAACAAGGUGAACAAAGGUACGUUCAGUACCACCAUUAAGCAAUGGCCUUUUGGCACAUCAGCUCAUCCACACCCCCAUCUAGACACAACCAACACCUGGAACCGAGGCUACGAGCUCCUCAAGUCUCAAAUCCUCGAAGCCGGCACCACGCCCGAACUAAAAGAAGGCUUCUACAUCGGCGACGAAAUCCCAAAAACGCACCCCUACUUCCUCGCCAAGAAGCUCAACUCCGGACCCAACAUAUGGCCGUCCUCUACGUCCUUACCAAAUGUCCGCGAUUUCAAAGCCACGUCCUUGGAAUACUACGCCCGCGUCGUCUCCCUCGCAAAAGACAUCCUCAAAGUCCUCGCUCUCACACUCGAUUUGGAAGAAACCUACUUCGACGCCUUCGCCACAGGCGCAGUAGCAACAAUGCGCCUCCUGCACUACCCGCCCCAACCCCCGUCCAGCCCCAGCCACCUCACCCGCGGCAUAGGCGCCCACACAGAUUUCGGCUGCAUAACCAUACUCCUCCAAGACACCGUCUCCGGGCUGCAAGUCUACGACCACGCCACGAAAGAAUGGCUCGAUGUAACCCCCACCCCUGGUGCUUUCGUCAUCAACCUAGGCAAUCUGAUGAUGCGGUGGAGUAACGACCGGUAUGUGAGUAAUCUGCAUCGUGUUAUCAAUGUGAGUGGGAGGGAGAGGUAUAGUAUUCCGGUGUUUUUUAGCGGGAAUCCGGAGUAUGUGGUUGGGUGUUUGCCGAAUUGUAGGGGGGAGGGGGAGGAGGGGAGGUGGGCGGAGAUUACGGUUGAAGAGGCGAUUUUGGGGGGGUAUAGGGAGAGUUAUGGGAGGGCGGAGGAGUGGAAGAGGGGGCAGGAGGAGACGAGGAAAGGGGAGGGCGCGAAGAUGGAUGUUGGGGCGCAGGAGAUGGUUGUUGCGUAG